Molecule: messenger RNA, 1470 nt
Organism: Symbiodinium natans
Lineage: Eukaryota; Dinophyceae; Suessiales; Symbiodiniaceae
Source: the annotation of a GenBank genome assembly
AUGCGUGCGGUCCUCCUGAGCCUCGGUGCAUGGGCAUCCGCCCAGCAGAUUGGAACCCAUGAGCAAGAGGAACAUCCCGCGAUGGCCCUCUGGACCUGUGAUGCUGCAGGUUGCUCGAAAGAGAUGAAGUCCCUAGUGCUCGAUGCGAACUGGCGCUGGCUCCACAAUGGCGAGUACACGAACUGCUACAAGGACGGCGACUGGGACAAGACCUUGUGCUCCGACCCCAUCACAUGCGCCUUGAAUUGUCACAUGGAGGGCAACUCGGAGGAGUCUUACAAGAGUACCUAUGGAAUCAAGGCUAUUGAGGAUGGCGUCGAGCUGGGCUUUGUCACCACCACCAAGUACGGAUCUAACUAUGGCUCUCGGGUCUACAUGCUGGAUGACGAGAACAACUAUCAGAUGUUCAAGCUCAAGAACAGGGAGUUCACGCUGACGGCAGACAUGAAAAAGAUGCCAUGCGGCCUGAAUGGCGCAGUGUACUUUGUGGAGAUGGACGCAGAUGGUGGGAAGGCUCGGAGUGGGGGGACCAACGCAGCCGGGGCCAAGUAUGGUACGGGCUACUGUGACGCACAGUGCCCACAUGAUAUGAAGUUCAUGAACGGCAAGGCCAAUACCAUCGGCUGGAACGCUAGCCACGACCCUCCCAUCGGAUCCUGGGGCAUCUGCUGUGCAGAGAUGGAUAUCUGGGAGGCUAACAGCCGUGCCACCGCCUACACACCGCACCCGUGCUCCAUCACCGGUCCAUACGUCUGUUCGGGCACCGAGUGCGGUGACAACUCCGCGGAUGAGCGCUACGACGGUGUUUGCGACAAGGACGGCUGCGACUACAACCACUACCGCCUCGGCGACAAGGAGUACUAUGGACGUGGCAGGGGCUUCACCGUCGACUCCAAAAAGAAGGUGACUGUUGUCACGCAGUUCAUCACUGAGGGCAACACGGAUGAUGGAGACCUCAUCGACAUUCGGCGGUUCUAUGUGCAGGAUGGGCGGGUCAUCCCAAACUCCAACAUCUCCAUUGCAGGCAUGACCGGAGAUUCUGUCACAGACGCCACCUGUGCGGCAAUGAAGACAGCCUUCGGAGACAUCAACGACUUCGCGCGCAAGGGUGGCCUCAAGGCUAUGGGGGAAGCCUUGCAGCGAGGCAUGGUGCUUGUCAUGUCACUCUGGGACGACUCAGACGCCAACAUGCUCUGGCUGGACGCGGACUACCCGCUGGACAAGGAUCCGAGCUUUCCCGGUGUGAACAGAGGCCCGUGCAGGACGGACACUGGUGUUCCCGCCUACCUUCGUGAAAAGCAGCUUGUGCAGCGGUUCAGCCGUUCGUCUUUGUAUCCUCGUGCCCGAGUGCGAUACAGCAAAAUCAAGGUUGGCACCCUGGGCUCAACCUUCGGGGCAGGGGGCGACGAGGAGGACGAGGACGACGACAUCUACGGUGACGACAGGCGGCUGAAUGAGGUGCACAUCUAA